Molecule: messenger RNA, 418 nt
Organism: Diuraphis noxia (Russian wheat aphid)
Lineage: Eukaryota; Metazoa; Arthropoda; Insecta; Hemiptera; Aphididae
Product: NFX1-type zinc finger-containing protein 1-like
Biological process (GO): regulatory ncRNA-mediated heterochromatin formation
Cellular component (GO): nuclear RNA-directed RNA polymerase complex
Source: RefSeq, a predicted model, not a curated record
CAUAGGUGAUCAUCAACAACUGCGUCCAAGAAAUGCAUCUUAUACACUUGCAAAACGGUUUAAGUUUGAUGUUUCAUUAUUUGAACGUAUGGUAAAAAAUGGAUUUCCCUGUUAUACCUUAGCCACACAACAUCGAAUGCGACCUGAAAUAUCUGCUUUAAUGAAACCUAUUUAUCCUUUCUUAAUGGAUCAUAAAUCAGUUAAACAUAGAAGUGAUAUUGGUGGUGUUAAUAAGAAUAUGUAUUUUAUUCACCAUAAAGUAAAUGAAGAAAAAGAAAUUGGUUCUAAUAGCCACAAAAAUAUUCACGAAGUAAAAUUUUUUAUGGAAUUUGCCAGAUAUUUGACAAGUCAAGGCUAUCGUCAAAAUCAAAUUACUAUACUAGUCACCUAUAGAGAUCAAUUAUUAGAAUUUCAAAAG